Drepanopeziza brunnea f. sp. 'multigermtubi' MB_m1 is the source of this 1578-nucleotide messenger RNA. RefSeq lists its product as uncharacterized. The record is from RefSeq and is a predicted model, not a curated record. Lineage: Eukaryota; Fungi; Ascomycota; Leotiomycetes; Helotiales; Drepanopezizaceae. Gene Ontology annotation, molecular function: oxidoreductase activity.
AUGGCCCCUCCAAGAUCUAAUAGAAAUCCGGUGCCCAGGAAGAAGGUUGCUAUCAUAGGCAGUGGCAGUGCGGGCAUCGGUGCGCUCUGGGCCCUCAACCGCACCCAUCACGAUGUCUACCUAUACGAAGCCGCCGACAGACUUGGUGGCCACUCCAACACGGUGGAAUUUCACAAUGGGAAAUUCAAGACUUUGGUUGACACGGGAUUCAUUGUUCUGAAUACUGCCACUUAUCCGAACUUUAUCAAUUUUCUCAACGCCGUCCAUGUUCCUACAGUACCAACGGAGAUGACUUUUGGAGUUUCGAGGGACGAUGGCUUGUUUGAAUGGGCCGGGACGUCGCUAGCUGCUGUGUUUGCGCAGAGGAGGAAUCUACUGUCGCCGAGGGUGUGGAGGAUGAUCUUCGAUAUAAUACGCUUCAACCAGUUCGCUCUGGACCUCCUGCAAGCGGAAGAGAGAAGCGAGGAAUACGUGGCUGGAAAAGAGAACGGGCACUCGAACGGGAACGGGUGGCAUCAUGCCGAGAAACAGGAGACGAUUGGGGAAUACCUGGACCGGGAGGGCUACUCGGAUGCGUUCAAGGACGACUACCUUAUUCCAAUGACCGCUGCGGUCUGGAGCACGAGUCCGGAUAAAUGCACGCUGGAAUUUCCUGCCGUGACGUUGGUGCGGUUCAUGUGGAACCACCACCUCCUCAGCACCGUCGCCGCGAGGCCCCAAUGGCUGACUCUGAAAUACGGCGCAAAAUCCUACAUCGACGCCGUCAUGAAAGGCUUUCCACCCAACCACAUCUUCCUCAACUCCCCAGUUCAAUCCAUCACCAACGAUUCUGACGGAAAAGUGCGCCUGCACCUCCCUGAUGCAAAAUCAGAAGUCUAUGACCACGUUAUUCUCGCCACACACGGCGACGAAGCCCUCUCUCUCAUCAACGCCGAAGCAGACCAGGAGGAGAAGUACAUCCUCGGAGGGUUCAAAACUAGCCAAAACACUGCCAUUCUGCACUCCGACCUUUCCCUGAUGCCGAGAUCACGAAAAGCCUGGUCGAGCUGGAACUACAUCACAAAAUCCUCGCCGACGGGUGCCAACGUCGACCAAGUGUGUCUAACAUAUAACAUGAAUAUCCUGCAGCACAUUGAACCGGCCGUCUUCGGCAACGUUCUUGUCACGCUUAACCCCCUGCACCUCCCCCCGCCGGAGACUGUGCAGGGACGCUACACGUACACGCACCCGCUGUACAACGCCGCCGCGAUCCACUCCCAGAGCCUCCUACCUCGCAUUCAAAACACGCGCGGCAUCAGUUACUGCGGCGCCUGGACCAAAUACGGCUUCCACGAGGACGGCUUCUCGUCUGGGCUGCAGGCUGCGCAAGACCACCUGGGCGCGAGGCUGCCCUUCCGGUUCAAGGACAGCACUUUCAGCCGUGGCCGGAAACCUGAGCUAGGGAUUGCGGACCAGGCGCUGCGGCUGGCGAUUAUGGCCGUGCAGUCAUUUGUUGAGUUUGUCGAGAUGGUCUGUAGAGUUGAUCGCCGGAAGCGGGUGUAUGGUGCCCCGAUGGGCAAGAUUAAGAAGGUGGCUUAA